UGCCACAUAACCUGAGACAUUAUUACAACAACAACAAAAAGUUGGUGGAGAUCACACUGUGUAGUAAUGAUAUUUUUGCCAAAAUUCAACUUUGUUUUCCUAAAACAUAUCAUCUCUUACCAAGAACCUCUAUAUUCAUGCUUCCAACGGGUUUCAACAUGAACCAAAUUAGAUUAAUGAAAGAUUGAUGAUCUCUCAAUCCCCGUCUGGUUACCAUAUUGGCUUGAGCCUUGAGAUUCAAAUCGAAUAGAGGAGGACGACUUUGAAACCUCGCUGUGACGGAAGUUUUGGUUCCAAACAGGGAUGCUUAAGCAUUGGUUCCCAUGGCCAAAGAGAGUGGCCUCACAUACAAUUUCCACCUACUAUAUUGCACUAACAAAUGCUUUUUCUUUAUCUUAAAAAUAAGCAUGAAGAGAAUGAUUAUCUUUGUAUGACAUGCAUCAUAUUCUUCACUCCAUUUUCUUCGCCACUAACAUAACGCCCUCACUCUCUCUCUCUUCUCUCUGUUUUAACGGUCUGAUUGCAAUAGGCCAGAAGAAGAAAAGAAAACAAGAGAUGGGAGUUUCAGGGUUCAGAUUUCUUCUCUUGGUUUCUUGCUUCUUCAGCAAAUCCAGAGGAGCCAUUGUUCCUGCACUCAUCAUGUUCGGUGACUCCAUUGUUGACGUUGGCAACAACAAUAACUUACUCAGCAUUGUUAAAUCAAACUUCCCUCCUUAUGGCAGAGACUUCGUCAACCAAACACCCACCGGAAGAUUCUGCAACGGGAAACUCGCUGUAGAUUUCUCAGCUGAGUACCUUGGCUUCUCUUCAUAUCCACCUGCAUUCCUAAGCCGAGAAGCAAGCAACGAGAAUCUCCUGAUCGGCGCCAACUUUGCAUCCGCUUCUUCAGGAUACUACGAUGCCACAUCUAUUCCAUUUGGAGCGAUCUCCUUAACACGACAGCUGAGCUAUUACAGGACGUAUCAAAACAGAGUGACGAGUAUGAUCGGGAGGGAGAGAGCACGCAGGCUCUUCUCUAAAGCUAUCCACAUUUUGAGUGCGGGAUCUAGCGACUUUAUUCAGAACUAUUACGUCAAUCCUCUGCUCAACAUCCUAAAUACACCUGAUCAGUUCUCUGAUAUUCUCAUGAGAUCCUACUCAGACUUCAUCCAGAAUCUGUAUGAACUAGGAGCAAGGAGAAUCGGAGUGAUAUCGUUACCGCCGAUGGGUUGCCUGCCUGCAGCUAUUACUCUAUUCGGUUUCGGAAACAAGAGCUGUGUCGAGAGGCUGAAUAACGAUGCUGUCAUGUUCAACACCAAACUUGAAAGCACAACGCAGAGAUUGAUGAAAAGACACUCAGGCCUCAAGCUCGUCGCCUUUAAUGUCUACCAACCUCUCCUGGACAUCAUCACCAACCCAUAUGACAAUGGAUUCUUUGAAGCUAAAAGGGCAUGCUGUGGAACAGGAACAAUAGAGACAUCGUUCCUUUGCAAUUCUCUAUCCCUAGGAACGUGUUCAAAUGCCACAGGAUAUGUGUUUUGGGAUGGAUUUCAUCCCACAGAGGCUGUGAACGAGCUGUUGGCUGGUCAACUACUGGGUCAAGGGAUCUCUCUAAUCUCUUGAACUGAAUUCGAUCUCGAUUGGAUUGAAUUCAAAUUGUAUACCUACAAAUAGCUACCAUUGUGUGUGUCUGUCUCUCUCUUCUCUCUCUCCCCCUCUCUCUCUCUCUCUAUAUAUAUAUAUAUAUAUAUCUGUAUGUGUGACAAGGUAUCGAACUUUCAAAAACUAAGUAAGACGAGAGGCAGAGUGUGUGUAUGUAUGAAUGUAGAAACUACCGAUCUGGUCUGUGUGAUGAGUCUAUAAGUCCAAGCUUUGUUUGAGAAGAUCGAUCUUUGGUAAUUUGUGUUCUUAAUUUAUAUCUGGAGCAUUUCUAAGGUUG
Molecule: messenger RNA, 1918 nt
Organism: Thlaspi arvense
Lineage: Eukaryota; Viridiplantae; Streptophyta; Magnoliopsida; Brassicales; Brassicaceae
Source: the annotation of a GenBank genome assembly